This is a messenger RNA of Trichoderma breve, 3510 nucleotides long. Its product is annotated as phosphoribosyl transferase domain-containing protein. The transcript has a single exon. The coding region runs from base 1 to 3510 and encodes 1169 amino acids. Gene Ontology annotation, molecular function: phosphomevalonate kinase activity; FAD binding. Lineage: Eukaryota; Fungi; Ascomycota; Sordariomycetes; Hypocreales; Hypocreaceae. Gene Ontology annotation, cellular component: cytoplasm. The record is from RefSeq and is a predicted model, not a curated record. Gene Ontology annotation, biological process: cholesterol biosynthetic process.
AUGGCCACUCUCGACACCCUGAAGCAAACGCUAAGGCAGACGGCGACGGCGACAGCAUCGUACGCAACGCAGCCGUUGUCGCAGCUGCAGUACAGCGCCGGUUUCGACGUCUUGGUGCAGGGCUCGGGAUGGAUGACAUACCAGGAGUUCAUUGUCCCUCAACUCUCUUCGCUUCUAGACCGUUUAUUCAGCUCGCGUGUUCAUAUCUCGGUGCUAGAAGUCGGACCCGGCCCAAAGAGCGUUCUUGCAUACUUGCCAUAUCACGUCAGGAGCAGGAUCAUGAGAUAUGUUGCAUUCGAGCCUAACGACUUGUUUGCCGUGAGACUAGAUGAAUGGCUUCACCCUAACUCAGGAACAGAGCGUCCCCUGCCAUGUCUGGAACGUCACCCUGAUAUUCAUCGGAUCCCAUUCGCACCGGACAACGACGACAAAAACGCAAGGAGCGGUACCAGCAUCGGAACAAGUGAUGAUGGGAAGUUUGAUGUCGUCUUAUUCUGCCAUAGCAUGUACGGCAUGAAACCUAAGCGCAGAUUUAUCGAAGACGCACUGAAAUUACUUUGCAAACACCCAAAAGGCGGAAUAGUGGUGGUAUUUCAUCGUGAUGGCGACCUCAACUUUGACGGCUUGGUGUGUAAUCACACGGCUUCUUUCCCUACCGGGAUCGUUCGGAUAGCAACCGACGACGAGACAUUGGACCGAUUUACUUCUUUCAUCGCGGGCUUUACCCUCCAAGAUGAGAAAAUGAACGAAGCUAUCCGAGGCAAAUGGCGUGAGCUGUGCCACGUACUGGGUCGUCGUGAAGAAGCAUACCCCGACCAUCUCUUGUUCAGUUCGCCCAACGUCAUGGCAACUUUUACUAAACAUGCAACCGCAUUGCCUGACUUGACGGCGCAUGUGCCCUUAGUGACGAAAAGCAGGAGAAUUAAAAACCACGAGGCCCGCUUCCACCGUCCCGCAUCGAUUGUAAGGCCAACAGAAAUCGAGCACAUCCAGAAGUGCGUGAAAUGGGCCCUUAGAGAGAAUGUUGGCCUAACCGUCAUUGGUGGGAGCCAUAGCGGCCAUUGUCUUUGGCCUAACGUCGUUGCCAUCGACAUGAGUGCUUUUAAUCAAGUACACAUGGUCACAGCUGAGGCGGAGGGGGGAGAAUUGAAUUUCGAUUCUACUACCCUGGUUGUCGCGGAGGCUGGUUGUAAUACCGGAGACAUUGUCCGCAAGACUAUGGUGGCAGGCAAGACAGUACCUCUGGGAGCUCGCCCAAGUGUAGGCUCAGGGUUAUGGCUGCAAGGCGGCGUUGGACACCUGGCUAGACUGCAUGGGCUCGCGUGCGACGCUAUAGUGGGUGCUGUGAUGGUCAGCGUUGCCUCUGGUCAGGUUCUGUACGUCGGCCACGUACCAAGUAAAUAUCGACCGGCCGGUGCCGUGCAGUCAGAAAUUGAGGCCGAUCUAUUAUGGGCUCUGAAAGGCGCAGGGACUAAUUUUGGCAUCGUUGUCAGCGUUGUCUUUGAAACUCAUGCAGCCCGGAAAUAUUUGGUUCGAAGCUGGAGUAUCCCGUUGAAAGACGAUCGUGACACACGGCUUAAGCUUCAGGACUUCGAUCAAUGUGCCAGAACUCUCCCUCGACACAGUUCCGCGGAUGCAUAUUUAUUUUCAGAUGACUCACAGAUGCACCUUGGCGUGACAGUGAUCGAAUCUACUACGACUCAACUUCCUUCCAAACCACCUAGGCUUACAAGUACGAUGUUGGGGCCGGAAGAUACCUUCAAGACCGUUGACGGCGUCGGUCUGUUCGAAACUGAGAUGUACAUAUCCGGGAUGCACGGCGGACACAGUAAGGGUAAAACCUCUUCAUUCAAGCGGUGUUUGUUCUUAAAACACAUCGGGGCCAGUAACAUCGCAAACGCCUUAGCAGCAGCUAUAGAGGUUCGUCCUUCUCCCCUCUGUUAUCUUCAUCUGCUGCAAGGAGGUGGAGCUGUCGGCGAUGUGGCGAAUAAUGCUACAGCUUUCGGCUGUCGAGACUGGGACUUUGCCUGCGUAAUAACCGCUGUAUGGCCUCGUAAUGAGAGCGGAACUAAGGCUACUCAGGCUGCUAUACAAUGGGUGUAUAGCGUCGCCAGGAACUUGUUGCCCUUAAGCAGCGGAGUUUACGGUGCCGACCUUGGGCCAGACCCUAGAGACGCCGCGCUGGCAGCUAAGGCUUUCGGGCCAAACGGACCGCGCCUGGCCCAGCUAAAACAUAGCUUGGACGUGCAAAACGUGCUGGCUUACGCCUGUCCGCUCUCGAAACUGCCGAAGAAACAGAAGCUCAUUAUACUUGUUACGGGAGAAAGCGGCGUCGGCAAGGACUACUGCGCCGACGUUUGGGUCCCUAUGCUCGCUAGAUCUGCCGACCAACCCCGCGACGUACACAAGGCCAGUAUCAGCGAUGCCAUCAAGCGAGAAUAUGCAGCAGCUACCGGCGCUGACUUGGAUGGUCUGUUAGGGGAUCGGACUUACAAGGAACAACACCGGCCGGCUUUGACGGCAUUCUUCGAAGAACAGAUGCGACAACAAUCUUUCCUUCUAGAAAAGCAAUUUCUGAAUGUGGUGUCUGGAGCCGCAGAUGCGGAUGUGCUGGUGAUCACUGGGAUGAGAGAUGAGGCGCCUACUGCGACCUUGUCGCAUCUAGUUCCGAAUAGCAGAUUACUCGACAUUCGUGUCACAGCUAGCGAAAAGACGCGGCAGACUCGCCGGAAACGCCAAGCGAGCGACAAUGAUCGACACGAUAAUCAUGAUUGCGAGGAUGACAAUAGUAGCGACAACGGCAGCAACUGUAAGUCGAAUUCGACGACAUUGGACUACUGCCCCAGCCUCGUCUUUGGCAAUGAAGCAACAGGAGAUGAGGUGGUAAGGAGGUUUGCCGAUACGUACCUGCUUCCCUUCCUCCAUGGGGACCUGGAGCGACUGGCUAGUAUGGUGCUCCCUGUGCCCGACUUCCCACGCCCAGGCAUCGAGUUCCGCCAUGUGCUCAACAUCGCCCAACAGCGAGGCGGGUUAGCUUUGUGCACUUCCCUACUACAAACUUGCUUCGUAGAUGACUGGGAUAACAUCGGUAUGGUCGCCUGUUGCGAAGCGGGAGGCUUCGUGUAUGCAUCGGCAUUGGCUCAGCAAGUUGGCGUCCCCUUGGCGCUAAUCCGCGAAGCCGGCAAGCUUCCCCCACCUACCGUUUCCGUCAACAAGCCUUCAUCACACAUCUCAUCUUCAGAACCUAACAGUUCAAAAGGGAAGAGGAUUGAGAUGAGCCUGGACUUGAUUCCAAGGGGCGCAUCAGUGGUGGUGGUGGACGACGUACUUGCCACAGGAAGGACGCUUUAUGCAAUACUUCAACUUUUAGCUAAAGCAGGCAUCAGUAAUGAGGAUAUUAGCAUCAUUGUUAUAGCCGAAUUUCCGGUUCACCGUGGUCGGGAGUUGUUGUAUCGUCGUGGCUUUGGUGGGAUCAGUGUUCAAAGCCUUUUGGUAUUUGGCGGGGCCUAG